AAGAGGCUCAGAAGAUUGAUCACAUGAUGGAGGCCUUCGCUUCCCGCUACUGUCUGUGCAACCCAGGCAUCUUCCAGUCCACAGACACAUGUUAUGUGCUGUCAUUUGCCAUCAUCAUGCUCAACACCAGCCUGCACAACCACAACGUGCGUGACAAGCCCACUGUGGAGCGGUUCAUCACCAUGAACCGUGGCAUCAAUGAAGGGGGGGACCUCCCUGAGGAACUGCUGAGGAACUUAUAUGAAAGUAUCAAAAAAGAACCAUUUAAAAUCCCAGAGGAUGAUGUAAACAUUGUCUGUUUUCUCUCUGUCUCACCUCAAAGCUCCUAG
This is a messenger RNA of Octodon degus (degu), 329 nucleotides long. Its product is annotated as cytohesin-3-like. The transcript has 4 exons. Gene Ontology annotation, biological process: regulation of ARF protein signal transduction. The record is from RefSeq and is a predicted model, not a curated record. Bases 24 to 329 code for a protein of 101 amino acids. Gene Ontology annotation, molecular function: guanyl-nucleotide exchange factor activity. Lineage: Eukaryota; Metazoa; Chordata; Mammalia; Rodentia; Octodontidae.